Messenger RNA from Fraxinus pennsylvanica, 2151 nucleotides. The record is from the annotation of a GenBank genome assembly. NCBI's taxonomy places the organism in Eukaryota, Viridiplantae, Streptophyta, Magnoliopsida, Lamiales, Oleaceae.
AUGUCUUUGAGACGACUUCUCAUCCAGGUCAAAAGGCAGGAACCACAAUUGAGACAGUUAACCAAUUUGGUUGCGCAAGCUUACCACACUUCGCAGGUGACUAGAAGGGGCGGAGCGAGCAAGUUACCUAGCACUCAAGGAGCAAGUACUCUAGGAAGUCAUCAGUCUAGUUACAUUGGUAGUCUAACUCGUAGAGUACGUGAUACUGAUAAAUCGAGUGCUGCUGCAUAUCUUAAGGAGCUCUAUUAUCUAAAUGAUCCAGAGGCAGUCAUUCAGUUGUUUGAGAGACAACCUUCUCUACAUUCUAACCCAUCUGCUCUUGCCGAAUAUGUGAAGGCUCUGGUUAAGGUUGAUAGGCUUGAGGAAAGUGAGCUGCUUAAGACAUUGCACAGAGGGAUCUCAGGCACUACUAACUCAUGGGUUGGGGAAGAAAGUAUUGAAGCACUUUCAGCUUUUAAAAAUACUGUGAGAUCUUCUAAAGGGAGAAUUCUUGGUACUGCAAGUGCUCCUAUACACAUGGUGACUGGUGAAGGUGGAAGUUUUAAGGAACAGUUAUGGCGCACUACCCGUGCUCUGGGUAUGGCUUUUCUCUUGAUUUCAGCUUUCGGGGCACUCAUUGAAGAUAAAGGAAUCGGUAAAGGGCUUGGUCUACAAGAAGAAGUGCAACCCAGUAUGGAAUCCAGUACAAAGUUUAGUGAUGUCAAGGGAGUUGAUGAGGCAAAAUCUGAACUUGAAGAAAUUGUUCAUUACCUUCGAGACCCUGAGCGCUUCACCUGUCUUGGUGGCAAGCUUCCAAAAGGGGUUUUACUUAUUGGCCCCCCAGGAACUGGUAAGACAAUGUUAGCAAGGGCCAUAGCUGGAGAAGCAGGUGUGCCGUUUUUCUCGUGCAGUGGCAGUGAAUUCGAAGAAAUGUUUGUUGGUGUUGGAGCCCGAAGAGUAAGAGAUCUUUUUGCUGCUGCAAAGAAGAGAUCACCAUCAAUAGUUUUCAUUGACGAGAUUGAUGCCAUUGGAGGAAGACGCAACCCGAAGGAUCAGCAAUAUAUGAGGAUGACAUUAAAUCAGUUACUUGUUGAACUUGAUGGCUUCAAACAGAAUGAGGGUAUUAUUGUGAUUGCUGCAACUAAUUUUCCAGAGUCGUUGGAUAAGGCACUGGUGAGACCUGGUCGGUUUGACUGUCAAAUUGUUGUACCCAAUCCUGAUGUCGAAGGGCGCAGGCAGAUCUUGGAAUCCCACAUGUCAAAGGUUCUCACGGCAGAUGAUGUUGAUCUGAUGAUAAUUGCAAGAGGAACUCCCGGAUUCUCAGGAGCUGAUCUUGCAAACUUAGUCAAUGUAGCUGCUCUCAGGGCUGCAAUGGAUGGUGCCAAAGCAGUGACAAUGGCUGAUCUUGAGCAUGCCAAGGACAAAAUUAUGAUGGGAAGUGAGCGAAAAUCAGCUGUUUUAUCUGAGGAAUCUCGGAAGCUGACAGCUUAUCACGAGGGUGGCCAUGCUCUCGUAGCCAUGCAUACUGAUGGCGCACUACCAGUUCACAAAGCGACCAUUGUUCCACGAGGGAUGACUCUCGGGAUGGUAGCCCAGUUGCCCGACAAGGACGAAACAAGUAUAUCACGUAAGCAGAUGCUUGCUCGUCUUGAUGUUUGCAUGGGUGGACGAGUUGCAGAAGAGCUCACCUUUGGAGAAAACGAAGUAACUUCUGGCGCAUCAAGUGAUCUCCAGCAAGCAACGAAACUUGCUAGAGCAAUGGUUACCAAGUAUGGCAUGAGUAAACAAGUCGGGGUCGUUACUCACGAUUACAAUGAUAAUGGUAAGAGCAUGAGCACCGAGACUCGGCUUCUCAUCGAGCAGGAAGUGAAAGAAUUCUUGGAAAGGGCAUAUAUUAAUGCCAAGACGAUUCUCACCACACAUGGUAAGGAGCUUCAUGCACUUGCCAGUGCUUUGCUCGAGCAUGAGACGCUUACAGGAAGUCAAAUAAAGGCCCUGCUUGCUCAGGUAAACUCUCAGCAGUUUCAACAGAAGCAGCAGCAUAUUGUAAACGUCCAAAGUAAUUCACAAUCCAAUGCUUUUCCUCCCUCGACACCCAAUUCAGCAGCAGCAGCAGCAGCAGCCGCAACCGCUGCAGCUAAAACAAAAGGCAUUGCUUCUGUAGGAUCUUAG